CUUCUUGCCUACCGAGUGGAAUGACAGAUUCUUGGCGGUCGGCAAUGGAGGAUUUGCGGGCGGCAUCAACUGAGUCGAUAUGGGUGUCGGCGCGCGGUAUGGAUUCGCUACCAUGUCCACCGACACAGGACACAACAGCAUCUCCUCAGACGGCCGGUGGGCGUACCACGAACCCGAACGGCUGAUCGACUGGGGCUACCGCGCCAUGCAUGGGUCGGUGGUCCUGGCCAAAGAACUGACGGAGCAGUUCUACGGCGAUGCCCUGAAGUACAACUACUACAGCGGUUGCUCGACCGGUGGAAGACAGGGACUGCGGUCCGUAGAAUUAUACCCCGACGACUUCGACGGCGUCAUCGCCGGCUCUCCCGCGUGGUGGACGUCGCACCUGCAGCCCUGGACCGUGAAGAUUGGGACCUACAACGCCGACCCCGCCACUCAAAUCCCGGCGAGCCUAUUCAGCGUGAUCGGGGCUGAGAUUAUCAAGCAGUGUGAUGCCCAGGACGGACUGUCCGACGGGAUUGUGUCCGCCCCACAACAGUGCAAUCUGCGCUUGGAGACGCUCCUCUGUCAAGGCACCAACACCACCGCGUGUCUGAGUCCGGCGCAGCUUCAGACCCUGCGCCUCAUCUACAGCGACUACGUCGACGUAAACCAGACCUUUGUCUUUCCCCAUCUGCUGCCGGGCAGUGAGGCGCAGUGGAGCGUGCUAGUCAACAACGGGACCGCGAAUGGUCUCGGAAUUGAUUACGUGCGGUACUUCCUCGGCAAGGGGAAGCAGUGGCAGCAGGACCAGUUUGAUUACAGCAUCAUCCAGCUUGCGGAUCGACUGGACCCCGGCAAUGCGACCGCAGACGAUUUCGACAUCUCGCCCUUUCAGCAGAAGGGCGGAAGGUUGCUCAUGUACCACGGGAUGGCGGACGGGUUGAUCCCGACGGAUAGCAGUCUCCACUACUACAACAAGGUCACCGAGGAGCUGGUUCCUAAGGGAAUCGACCUGGACUCUUUCUAUCGGUUUUUCUAUGUUCCUGGGAUGCAACACUGCUCGGGCACGCCGGAUAGCAUGCAUGCCCCUUGGUAUUUUGCGGGCCCUAACCAGGCUCCUACACUCUCGUCGAGUCUGCACAGCGUCCCUCAGUACCAGGAUGCGCAGCACGAUAUCCUGCUAGCCCUAAUGAGUUGGGUAGAGAACGGCACGUCGCCCGAGCCGUUGAUCGCCACGACCUGGCAGAAUGACACGACCCAGGACGCAGUGUAUCGUCAGCGGCCAUUGUGUUUCUACCCGCAAAAAGCUGCGUACACGGGCAAGGGGGAUGCAGAUGAGGCGGAGAACUGGGAGUGUCGGUUACAGUACUAGAGGAGCUUGGGUUAAGGCUUGCACUUAUUUGUUCUUGUUCAAUGCUGAUCAUCUGCCAAUUUGUCCGGUGCCCUGCAAAACCAGGCCUGGUAGAGAAGCGGUUAUUAUCCCCAGUCCGGUUAGAUCCCGUGUUACAACCGUAGGAAACUUUACGCGCCCGCUUGGAGCUUCUCCAACUCAUCCGUUCUCUCAUUUGUAGCCCUAGACGACAGCAGUUAGAGCCACCACUUUCCACACCACAAGACAUCAUCGUGCCUCAUCAUUGGCACCAUCCUGCACGCUUCCACCAAGCAUCUCAUCAGAAAGCCACAUGCGCAAGUGCAAGAUCAUAUAGCAUCCUCUCCCUUCUCCCUCCGCGAUGUCACCCUGUGAUCUCUCAAGUGGGGCAUCUCGUCUAGACGACC
Aspergillus uvarum CBS 121591 is the source of this 1758-nucleotide messenger RNA. RefSeq names its product tannase and feruloyl esterase. The record is from RefSeq and is a predicted model, not a curated record. Lineage: Eukaryota; Fungi; Ascomycota; Eurotiomycetes; Eurotiales; Aspergillaceae. The transcript is spliced from 4 exons. The coding region runs from base 80 to 1354 and encodes 424 amino acids.